Gavia stellata (red-throated loon) is the source of this 632-nucleotide messenger RNA. Its product is annotated as vesicle-associated membrane protein 2. Gene Ontology annotation, molecular function: SNAP receptor activity; syntaxin-1 binding. The record is from RefSeq and is a predicted model, not a curated record. Gene Ontology annotation, cellular component: SNARE complex; plasma membrane. NCBI's taxonomy places the organism in Eukaryota, Metazoa, Chordata, Aves, Gaviiformes, Gaviidae. Gene Ontology annotation, biological process: vesicle-mediated transport; SNARE complex assembly; vesicle fusion.
AUGGCUGAGUCAAGCUCUACCCUGAUCCUUCCCUCCCACUCCCUGCCCAGCUGCUGCCGGUUUACUCCUUUGGAUAUAGUCCAUGAUCCUGGAAGCCUACAGGGAAAGUUAGAAAUAGUGGAUGCUUUUCCUCCUCUGCAUGAGAACAGUGGUUGCCAUUUAAGAAUAUUUUCUAGGGAUUUAUACCCUUUUUCACCAAUGAUAACAGAGCUUUGUCCCACCUUCAAAAUUAAUUUGACCUGUUCUUGGAGUGAAGAUUCUCAGCAUCAAUGGUCUGCUCCAGCUCCUACCCAAGGUCCCACCAGUGCUGGGGCUGCAGGGCCACCUCCUGCUACCAAUGUGUCAAGCAACAAACGGCUGCAGCAGACACAAGCCCGGGUGGAUGAGGUGGUAGACAUCAUGAGAAUGAAUGUGGACAAGGUGCUAGAAAGAGACCAGAAGCUAUCAGAGCUUGACAACCGGGCGGAUGCAUUGCAAGCAGGUGCCUCACAGUUUGAAACUAGUGCAGCCAAACUGAAGAGAAAAUACUGGUGGAAAAAUUGCAAGAUGAUGAUCAUCCUUGGUGUAGUAUGCGCAGUCAUUCUCAUUAUAAUUAUAAUUUAUUUCUCCACUUGAAAAAAUGAAGAAGGAAG